Fomitopsis serialis is the source of this 660-nucleotide messenger RNA. RefSeq lists its product as uncharacterized. The transcript has 3 exons. Bases 1 to 660 code for a protein of 219 amino acids. NCBI's taxonomy places the organism in Eukaryota, Fungi, Basidiomycota, Agaricomycetes, Polyporales, Fomitopsidaceae. The record is from RefSeq and is a predicted model, not a curated record.
AUGUCGCCCACAACCCUCCGAGAUCUUGAGCUCUCACCCGUCGACGCGUCCGCCGCUGUCAUGCCCCGCCGUCGCGGCUUUCCCGCACCGCCAACGGGCCACGAGCUCAUGGCGCUCUUCCCGCCGCCGCCGCCGCCGAACCCCAUCAUGGGCUCGACAUCCGGCCUCUUUGUCGCGCAGGAGCGCGCCUUCUUCGCGUGCAAGGGCAAGGAGAUCGUCGCCGUGCAGAUCGAGGCCGACAUUCACGCUGGCCGGUCGCAGCCCCAUCCACACGCCCAUUCACCUCCACAUCCACACCCUCACUCUCAGCCUCCGGCGCCCGCUGAGCAGACCCCCGGACCGCCGCCGCCGACGCAGGGGAGCCCGCGUGCGCCGCGCGGCAUCCCGGUCCCAGCCCUGUCCGCGUCCGUGUCCCCACUGUCGCCUUACCCCGGGCCCGCGCCGCCACAGCACGCGCGGACGGCCCUACCACACGCCCCCAUGGACGUCCAGAUGCAGUAUCCGAUGCACCCGCCGCCACCGCCACCACAGCAGGGGGAGGAGCAUGGCGGGAAGCAGACGCAGCAGGGGGAGGAGGAUGAGGCGCGGAGGAGGCCAGUGCCGCAUAAUGAGAGGAGACGAGCAGGGACGUAUACGAAGCGGGUGGUUGUGGUGAAGUGA